CCAAUAAAUCUGUGUGGACAAGCCAAAAAACAAACAAAACGUGUUUUUUUGGCUUGUUUAGGGAUAUGUUUUGAAAACAUAUCCGGAAGUAAUGGAAAGAGAAAAUGGAAACGUUAACCAGGGUUAAAUUGCCGGAAAAAAACACGAAAAAACACGGAGAGCUUUAACUCAAAAUUUCCUAAGUGCAUGAUCAAAUUUCUUCCUAGCUUAAGAAAAAGUAGUGUUCAGCAACACCCCAGUUUCGUCUGAUCUUCUGGACUUAUGUUUUUUUCUCAGGAAUUUUUAGAGCAUUGUUUGUUGUAAAUCAAAGCCAAAUUAUUUAAUUUUUAUUUAAACAUUAAAAUGGAUUUACUUGGAUCGAUUUUAAAUAAAAUGACUAAGCCUCCGACUGUAGGUGAACAGCAAAAGAAAGCUAUUCAAAAGCAACGAGAAGAUAUACUCAAAAGACAAGAACAAGAAAGGGUGCAGCUUAAAAAUUUUCAGAAAAAAAUAGAGGCUAAUAUAGACAGUUUUGCUAAAGAUAAUACUCUGGAGAAAUUAACUUUGCAGCCCAUGAACAAAAUGCAGCGCAGCAUAGUCCAUGAAAUUGCUGAGACUGCAGGCCUUUCUGCAUUUUCAUUUGGGGAAGAAGAUGUUGACAGACAUGUGGUUGUCUAUAAAAAAGAAUUUACUCCAGGCCCAGAUGAAUUAAAUGCUUACAGAAAGGGUAUACCAUGGAAUCCAGAUUCAGUCAAACAGAAUCCCGAACCUGAAGAUGAGGAGGACGAGCAACCAGCUUCAAAAAGUGACAGUACAGUAUCGUCAGCUCAAUAUGUUAACAAAUACGAUCGGUUAAUCGGUAAAGAAGCAGUAAAAGAUGCUGUUAAAGUUACUCAGGUAAAUCGAAAAUACGGUUUUGUUUCAUCCGAGAACAAAAAAGAUCAACGCUCCAUCGAGCAAACAUUGGCCGACAUUCGUGCCAAAAAAAGGCAGAAGACGGAGUAACUUCACCAAGAGGAUUUCUCCAACAUCCGCAUGUGAAUAUUAGUUUACCAUUCGAAUUAUGUAUUGUAUUGGACUGCAAUUCAAUUUGACUAACCACAAUCCUCUAAAAUGUACGCGCAAGUACAAUGUGUUCACGGUAAAGAAAAAAAGAAUCGAUAAAAAAGGAAUUUGCUCGAUAUAAAAAAUAUUCUAGAAUCAUUUUGUUUGGGGAUACAAAAUUUAAGUCUUACAAUUAAAAAUCAAAAUAACUUA
Messenger RNA from Daphnia pulex (common water flea), 1236 nucleotides. RefSeq names its product sperm-associated antigen 7 homolog. The coding region runs from base 343 to 984 and encodes 213 amino acids. The record is from RefSeq and is a predicted model, not a curated record. Gene Ontology annotation, molecular function: nucleic acid binding. The transcript has 7 exons. Lineage: Eukaryota; Metazoa; Arthropoda; Branchiopoda; Diplostraca; Daphniidae.